AUGGCGGCGAUCAUGAUGAGGGUUGGUGCUGGUCCUUUCGCUUCUGUUCGUGUUUACCCGCCCGUUCUGCGUUCCGCUGCUAUCGCUGCGCUCCGAGCCGUCAGUCUGUCUGCGACUCAGUCACUUCCAGAGAGAGUGAAGAUUGUGGAGGUUGGACCCCGAGAUGGGCUGCAGAAUGAGAAGACAGUCGUUGCCACCGAGGUUAAGAUCCACCUGAUCCACAUGCUGUCUGAGGCUGGACUUCCUGUCAUUGAGGCCACAAGCUUUGUUUCACCUAAGUGGGUCCCUCAGAUGGCUGAUCAAGGGGAAGUGAUGCGUGGGCUUCAUAUGAAACCCGGCGUAAAUUACCCUGUUUUGACCCCUAAUCUGAAGGGUUUCCAGGCUGCUCUGAAGGCUGGUGCAAAAGAGGUGGCAAUAUUUGGUGCUGCCUCAGAGCUCUUCAGUAAGAAGAACAUCAACUGUUCAGUGGAGGAAAGUCUUCUGCGUUUUGAGGAGGUCAUGAAAGCAGCCAAACAGGAGGGAAUUCCUGUAAGAGGCUAUGUGUCAUGUGUGCUCGGCUGUCCGUAUGAAGGGAAGGUAUCGCCCAACAAAGUAGCAGAGGUUGCUAAGCGACUUUACUCUAUGGGAUGUUAUGAGAUUUCACUUGGUGAUACCAUCGGAGUGGGCACACCAGGGGGCAUGGUGGAUAUGUUGAAUGCCGUAAAGAAAGAAGUUCCUGUGGAGGCUUUGGCUGUUCACUGUCAUGAUACGUACGGACAAGCGCUGGCUAACAUACUCGUAGCAUUACAGAAUGGGAUAAGUGUUGUGGACUCCUCUGUCGCUGGGCUGGGUGGCUGCCCUUAUGCCCAGGGGGCAUCUGGGAAUGUUUCAACAGAGGAUGUAGUCUAUAUGUUGAAUGGACUAGGAAUCCAUACUGGAGUGGACCUUCCCAAACUAAUGGAUGCUGGCUCAUACAUCUGUAGAUCACUCAACAGAAGGACAAAUUCAAAAGUAGCUCAGGCCUCGUGCAAGCUGUGAAAUUAGUGAUUCUGGUCAUUAUUGUAUCUGAUAUGAUUAAUGCAACCAUUGUUGCCCUUUGAUAAAAAGUAAAAUGUCUUAAAUAAGUACAGUGUUAGUCGACACAGCUAGACUGAACAGGUCUUCAUCUGUACAUUUCUGGUGGGUCACAUAAGCAACAAUCAGACAGUCCCAAACUAUUAUUUUGUGCCUUGAUUUUUGGUAACAGGCUUCUAGUGUGUAUUUAUAUUUUAAAGAAAUGAAUUAGAUGUUUUAUAUGGUUCUUGAAUAGGAUGACUCAACACUAAGGGAACAAAUGCCAGAUAGAUACUGUUUGAUUUCAUAAAAUGUUAUGAAUGAUACAUGAACACGUCUCUUUGCUCUUAGCCUCUUGCAUUAUUGCUAAUGCAGAGCUUGACCUUUAGACAAUGAAACCUAACACAGUCAUAGUUAUUAGGCUUCAAGUCAUUUGACAUGAUUAAGAAACGGAAAUAUCCGUCAUUACCAAUCACAUUCGGUAAAACACGUUAACAAUCGGUCAUAACAUUCCCAUUAAGAUUAAAGGAACUGCAAAAAUGCUUUGUUUUAAUCUCUUUGGCAGCAUCUAUUUUACUUCUGUAGGAAGUAAACUGAAAAUUAGAUUGGGAGUGUUAAUGGAGGAUUAUGCCCGGUAAAACAUUCUCUGUAAAUGAAUCUCUUAACAAAACAGUACCGGUUUCAUUAGUGAGUGAGAGAGUACUGUAAUUCCUGGAUGCAUGUAGACAUCCUUUGAUAUAUUCUUGGCAUUUGCCACAUUGGUGAAAUUAUAUUUUAUAAUUUCUUUGUUGUGUUGGCUGACAUUAUUUUGUGAAAUAUUACUAUUUAAUAAAUGUGAAUUGAAUCUUUUGUACUUUUGAAUUGUACAAAAUGAUUCAUUUCAAUGUAUUAAAAACAGUUGAAAAAUCA
Molecule: messenger RNA, 1941 nt
Organism: Triplophysa dalaica
Lineage: Eukaryota; Metazoa; Chordata; Actinopteri; Cypriniformes; Nemacheilidae
Gene: hmgcl
Product: 3-hydroxy-3-methylglutaryl-CoA lyase
Exons: 8
Coding region: 1-1017 (338 amino acids)
Biological process (GO): L-leucine catabolic process; ketone body biosynthetic process
Molecular function (GO): hydroxymethylglutaryl-CoA lyase activity
Source: RefSeq, a predicted model, not a curated record